UGCAAACCAGUCGGAUUACCAUCUCUUUCACUGCUUUACGCUCCCCUCCUCAACUGCCGAUCGAUUCGCCAGCUCAAUCGUCCUGCUCAGGGGCAGAUCAAACAUGGCGAUGACUAUUCAAGAAAUGCAAAACGUGCUCCGAUUGCAAACCGAAAAAGAAAUGAGGUUUGAAGGGCGUGAUGAGCUGCUCAGAAAGGGUUUAGUGUGGUUUGAGGCGAUCAUAUAAUUGCUAAAAUGUUUGCCGGAGUAGAAAAAAUUAUCGCGGCUAGGAAUGUAUUUAAUUGCAUUGAAGAUUUAUGUCUACUCCGUUGAUCAUUUCGUUUUAGGUUUGGCUAAAGAAUCUGUGUUACUUCUUUGUUUAUAUACUGAUUGUCAACUAUACGACAUCCUUUGACUCUGGUUGUGUUCUUUUGCUUUGCCCUGCUGUCACGGGAUUCCUGGUGGCCGUUUACUCCAGUUCUGGCUGGGCUUGCUUUUAUGUUUUCAUCCAGCAUCUUGCUACAGAUCUUGGCCUGCGCAUUGUACAAUAAUUGGUGGCCAAUGCUAUCAGCUCUAAUGUAUGUCUUGGUGCCCAUGCCUUGUCUAUUUUUUGGAGGUGGGUCGACUCAGUUUUUGAUCAGUCGAGAUGGUGGAGGAUGGAUUGACGCUGCUAAAUUUUUGACCGGAGCAUCGGCUGUUGGAAGCAUAGCCAUUCCUAUUAUCCUCAGACACGCUGAUCUCAUUAACACGGGAGCUAUGUUCAUUGAGUUCACAUCUUUCAUCAUAUUUGUCUUCACAGUGAUGUGCUUUCAUCGUGCCAGCCUUGAUGAUGAGUGGUAAUAAAUCCUGAUGCCAGAUCGAAUAGAUCAAACGUGAGACCCUGAUGUGCAGUUGGAUAGAAAUACAAAUUCUAUACCCUGUAAAUCUUUGUUGGAAUAUGCUCGGUUGGCGAUAUGAACGGUUAACUUUUGCUCCUGAUGUGAGCCUCGUUUCUUUUUGGUGUGUUCUA
Molecule: messenger RNA, 988 nt
Organism: Rhodamnia argentea
Lineage: Eukaryota; Viridiplantae; Streptophyta; Magnoliopsida; Myrtales; Myrtaceae
Product: vacuolar protein sorting-associated protein 55 homolog
Exons: 6
Coding region: 478-819 (113 amino acids)
Biological process (GO): late endosome to vacuole transport via multivesicular body sorting pathway
Cellular component (GO): endosome
Source: RefSeq, a predicted model, not a curated record